AUGGUUCGCGGCGCUGAGUACGACAACGGUCUGCCCCAGAGCGACAACCCCAUUGAGAACGGCCCCGACAAGGUCCACGGCACCGGCAAUGAGUCCGCCGACCUAAGCCGCUCCCACAAGGCCGCCCCCAUGCCUGACCAGACCGGCUCCGGCCUCCCUGACGUCUUCCCCGGCCAAGGCAGCGGCGGCUACGAGAACACCCCCGGCAGCGGCAAGGGUGGCCACGAGCCUAAGACCCUUGGCGAGAAAAAGGGUCUUGGCUCCCUUCCCGAUCACUGA
This is a messenger RNA of Penicillium canescens, 279 nucleotides long. RefSeq lists its product as uncharacterized. The record is from RefSeq and is a predicted model, not a curated record. Lineage: Eukaryota; Fungi; Ascomycota; Eurotiomycetes; Eurotiales; Aspergillaceae. The transcript is spliced from 2 exons. Bases 1 to 279 code for a protein of 92 amino acids.